Molecule: messenger RNA, 1743 nt
Organism: Aspergillus sclerotioniger CBS 115572
Lineage: Eukaryota; Fungi; Ascomycota; Eurotiomycetes; Eurotiales; Aspergillaceae
Product: alpha/beta hydrolase
Exons: 5
Coding region: 1-1743 (580 amino acids)
Source: RefSeq, a predicted model, not a curated record
AUGUAUGGGUUCCUCUUCAUCCUCCUGUCAUUUGUCGGGAUUAAUCUAACCAGCUUCCCCCAGACCGUCUCGGCCUCCACCCUGAACUUUGUCCCCUGCUACCAGGACUAUCAAUGCGCACGCCUCGAGGUACCCCUGGACUGGUCAGCCUCCCCAAUACCCAACGAUGCCAAUGACACGGCCAUCCUGGCCAUCAUCAAACUGUCCGCGCAGGUUGAUCCUACCGACGAGCGCUACGGGGGCUCCAUCAUCAUCAACCCAGGUGGCCCCGGUGAUUCCGGCGUGCAGGACCUACUCGUCCGAGGUAAAGAAGUCCAGAAAAUCAUUGACAGCCCCAAUGAUGCGCACCAAGCCCGCUUUUUCGAUAUCGUGUCCUUUGAUCCCCGGGGUGUGGGAAAUACCCACCCCCCACUGACAUGCUUCCCGGAUCUGCUUUCCAGUUACCUCUGGGACGAAGCCGUGCAGGCCGAAGGUCUAGUGGAUAGCUCGGACCGUGCGGGCGAUCACCUCUGGUCUCGCAUGCAGGCCCUAGGCACCGCGUGUACGGAUUCCCACAAGCAGGGUGCUGAUAUCGGUCCGUAUAUGAAUACCUGGAGCACGGCACAUGAUCUGCGCCAUCUUACCCAGUUACUCCGACCGGAUUCCCAUAGAGACACGAAGCUACAAUACUGGGGCUACUCGUAUGGAACCCUCCUCAGCAUGACCUACGCAAGCCUCUUCCCCGACCAAGUCCAACGCAUGGUACUAGACGGGGUAGUAGAUGCACCAGGAUGGUACUUGAGUGAUCUCUCUACCUCAUUCCGCGACGCCGAUCGCGUAGUCGACAGUUUCUUCCACUACUGCCAUCAAAUAGGCUAUCCCACUUGCGCCUUCGCCAGCCAUCCCGCCCCCGUCGACGAAACCAACACCCAAGCAACCACCCACCUCAAACAACGCCUUACCAACAUUCUCACCGACCUCAAAACCACCCCUCUUUCAACUGGCUACCCAAGCCCCGAAAUAAUCACCUACUCGGACGUUAAACGCCUCCUCAAAGUCGCCCUAUAUGCCCCCAUCGACCUCUUCCCCAUCCUCGCCACCAUCCUCUCCGACCUCGAGCAGGGAAGCGCAACCAGCAUGGCGGAAUGGAAAUCCAUGCUACGUAACGAAAUGCAACCCCCUCACUGUCUCCAUCCUGAAUGUCAAUCCCAGCCAGCAUGUCGCGAAUCCUGUCAAUAUAUCUUCCGAAUUGAAGUCACUGCGGGUAUUGCAUGCUUAGAUCUGAAUCAGAAACUGCUUAAUGUCGCGAAGGAGACAUACUGGGAGGAGUAUCUCCGUCCCGUGGUGCAAAGUACCCAUUGGGUAGGGGAUGCGUUUGCGGAUUUUGCUAUGCCGUGUGCUAGUUGGGAGGGGAGGGGGCCUGGCUCUUUUGAUGAUAAUGGACCCAUCGGAGCGGAGAGCAUGUCCACGCCGAUCUUAUUCGUCAGUAAUUCUCUAGAUCCGGUAACCCCUCUUGCAGACGCCCACGCCAUGUCUGCCUUGUUCAAUGGGUCCGUGGUUCUGGAACAACUCGCUGAAGGCCACUGCUCUUUUGCAUCCCGUUCGAUUUGCACAGAGAACCAUAUCCGGAAGUACUUCCAAACCGGUACUCUCCCGACACCCGGGACGCAGUGUGAGACUGAUGUACAUCCUCUUGGUGUGGAGGAGACACCUAUCAGGGCUGAUUUCUCUUGGGUGAGAGGGGAGGAAAGGACAGAGUUGUAA